AUGGGAACACGAGUGAAUAAACACACAUCACCGGUUUUCUCACAGUUGGUGCAGAUCUUGGUGACCUGUGUUCCUGAGGAAUCUAGCAAGGCAUUACAACGGACCUUUUUUCGUCGACACUCAUCACAUGCUCUGGAAACCUUGGAACGUUUUCGUGGGGGAACGUCUGCGGAGGUGGAUGUUUCUGAAGAGGUGGUUUGUCCUUGUUCUUGCUGGGAAUCAGACAUCACCACCCCGUUUACGACUGUAGACAUGGAAGAUGCCGAGGAGGAUGAACUCUCAUGGGGAGCCUGGUGUCGGAGUGAAACAGAGGCUUGUGGGGACACAGAACUGGUGGCAUUAUCAGACCCGCUAAGCGAAUUGGAACCGUGGGGACUUUGCGCUUCGGAACGGGGUUCCACGGACGUCAUAUUGGCCUGGACUAAUGUAUGGGUGAAUCGAAAUUAG
Molecule: messenger RNA, 447 nt
Organism: Ogataea philodendri
Lineage: Eukaryota; Fungi; Ascomycota; Pichiomycetes; Pichiales; Pichiaceae
Exons: 1
Coding region: 1-447 (148 amino acids)
Source: RefSeq, a predicted model, not a curated record